AAAGGUAAAUUAAUUUCUGUCUUUUAAGUGCUUGUGAACUUUUAUCAAGCAAAUUUACUGAUUAUUUUUGGGUAGUUUCUUAAAUAGUAAAUAAGAUUUUUAUGCAUCCAGAUUUACCUACUUACAUAACUUAACCUCGGAAGGCAAACAUGAUUACUUUUGUCCGCACGAACCGGCCAGACGCCAGUAUACUCUCAGUCUCAAUUGGCGACAGCCAAAGGCGGCACGUCCGCUUCGUGCACGUUUAAGUCUUAUCGUAAUGAUAAUGUGUUGUGUGUGAGUUCUCAAUUGCCGAAUGGAAUAACCUUAGAUACCAUUAAUUAAAACCAGUGAAGCAUUCUAUUUGUUGCUAAUUAAUUUGAAAUUUUUGAACAAAAUAUCAAAUCAUGCCUGCCAGAAAGAAAAUUAGAACUCCUCAACAGACGUGGGAAUAUGCCUCUUCGAAAUUGGUGCAUCUUAUUGAAAGGACAUUUUUUACACUUGGUGUGCUAGUUGCAAGGAACCCUUGGAGGACCAUAGGGUUUACCUGGCUUUUUAUAUUGUUGAGCUGCAUUGGAUUAUUGCAAUUCCAUAUUGAAAAAAACCCCAUGAAACUUUGGGUUCCACCAGAUUCUGAUUUCUUUUAUGACACAAAUUGGUAUAUUGAUAAAUUUGAAACAAUUUUUCGAUUGCAAAAGAUAAUAAUCACAGGUGAUGAUGUACUGCAACCACAUGUGUUAGGUGCCAUUAGUGAUAUAACAGAAAAGGUAAAUUCUAUACAAGUGAAACAUGAAAAUAAAACCUAUUCAGUCAGAGACUUGUGCUUUAAGGUUCCUGUGCUAAAGAUUUUUGGAUCAGACCGUGUAUCCAGAUCUGUAGACAUUUCCAGUGAGAACAACAGUUCUACAAACAUGAAAAGUUCACAUGAAUUCUUGGACACUAAUCUCUGGAUGGAUUCAGAUUUCUACUGUGGAUUUUUAAAUAACUUUCCUUUAAUUUGUCAUCAAUACAACAUUUUAGAUUUAUUUGAUAAGGAUAAUUUAAACCAUUCAACAAAACAUGAUAUUGUAAAUAAAAUAAAUUCUGUAAAAACCAACCCAGUUACUGGGCAUCCUAUGGACUUCACAAAAUUAUUAGGUGGUGUUGAACAUGACGAAAAUGGGGACAUAGUAUCUGCAAAUGCCAUUUUGAUAACAUGGUUCACAUCAGUUAACAUGUCGGCAGUUGAUAUCAAUGCUGUGGGCAAUCUAGUUGGCACUGAAGAUUGGGUUUCAGUACCAUUAGCCAUGUGGGAAAGAGAAUUUAUAAAUGUGAUGGAGAUUCUAUCAAAAAAUUUUACAGAACUCAAAGUAUUUUAUGAGGCAGGCAGAAGCUUUGCUGAUACUAGUGGAGAAGCAAUUUUGAAUGAAUUAGACAAGUUAUUUUUAGGUAUAAUAUUAAUGUUCUUUUACAUACAAUUUGCACUGUCCCGAUUUAAUUGGCUAGAGAUAAAGCUUACACUUGGCAGUGUUGGAUUGCUUAGUGUUGGCAUGGCAUAUGUUGCAGCAGUCAGCUGGUGUUCGAUAAUGCGUGUAUCCUUUGGACCAGUGCAUUCUUCAUUACCAUUUCUGCUAAUGGGUUUAGGUAUAGAUGAUAUGUUCGUAAUAAAUGCAUGUUGGAAAAAUCUAACAGAGGCGGAAUCUAAGAAGAGCCUUCCAAUCAAAAUAGGCCUCAUGUUAGAACACGCGGGAGUAUCUAUCGUCAUAACGUCUUUCACUGAUAUUGUUGCAUUGUUAGUUGGUGCUAUUACAAUUCUGCCUUCUCUUAAAUCGUUUUGUAUUUAUGCAGCUGUAGGAGUAUUUUUUAUAUUUUGCUUUACUGUUACGUUCUAUGUAGCAGUUUUUACAUUAGAUACACGACGCAUGGAAGAUAAUAGAAAUGGGGUGGUGUUUUGUUACAAACAUUCUAAACAAAUUAAAGUGUCGCAAGAUAGAACAAUAUUCCAAAAAGCUUUCGCGAUAUUUUAUGAAAAGUGUGUUUUUUCUGUGCCUGGUAAAAUAAUAAUUAUCAUAUUUACUUUGAUAAUGACAGGCUUCAGUAUAAUAGCAAUGCUUCGACUGGAGCAGAGAUUUGAUCCCAAAUGGUUCAUUCCAGAUGAUACUUAUUACAAAAAUUUUAUUAAUGCGCAUGAUUAUUAUUACCCGGAAGAAGGCUAUCCAUCGAUGAUAUUUUUAGGAGAAAUGUAUUAUCACGACGAAUUUAGUAAAUUACUAAAUUUCACCCAAAAGUUUGCCAAAGAACCUUACGUCACUGAAGUAUCAUCGUGGGUAGAAUAUUUUCAUGGUUAUGUAUUAGAAAACUAUGGUCGCGAUCUUAACGACGUAUCCGCAGUGACAAAGGAUGAAUUCAAUCAAUAUUUGUCAAAAUUCUUGUUUAGUUCUAUCGGCGGUAGGUUUCAACUAAGUUUUAGAUUUGAAAAACCAAUACAAUGCGGUCAUCCAACUACAGACAUAAAAGCAUCCUCAAUAGCUUUUAAAUUCAAAAAUUUCAAGGGUCCCGAAGAGUAUUUGCCGGCCAUGAACCAGGCAAAAGGAAUAGUUAAAUCUGCCCCGAUAUCAUCUGGGGACGGAUAUCGUAGCGUAUGGUCUAAAGUGUUUGGAAAUUGGGUGACUGAUGAGAUAAUAGCAUUAGAAGUGGAAAGAAAUGUCGAACUAGCAUUGUUGUGCGUGAUCGCGUGUACGGUUGUGUUGAUCACAAAUCUACAAAUGUGCUUUUGGAUAUUCUUGUGUGUUUUGUUGACGAUAGUAAAUGUGUUAGGUUGGAUGCAAAGGUGGGGGAUGACCGUGGAUAUAGUAUGCUGCAUAGGUCUCGAGUUGGCCAUAGGAUUGUGCGUGGAUUACGCGGCUCAUAUUGGUCACACCUUCCUGACAGUGUCCGAAGGAACCAGGACCGCCCGAGCCCUGAAGACCGUGACCUCUAUUGGUACGGCUGUAUUGUUAGGAGGAGGUUCAACACUUUUGUCUCUUUCUCUUCUCUGCAUGUCUAGAGCUUACACUUUCCAAUCAUUUUUCAAAAUAUUUUUGUUAGUGAUAUUGUUUGGUCUCUUCAAUGGAUUAUUCUUCCUACCUGUUGUUCUAUCUCUGAUAGGACCGGAUGCCUAUAGACCUAACGUAACCAAUGAAAGUGAAGCUGUAGAACUUAAAAGCGAACUAAGGAUUGUUUCUGAAGAAAUGCAGGAGCUCAAUGGGCAACCUGUUAAAAAAGAAAUAAAUAUGCUGUAUAUAUCUGAAACCUAUACAGAUACCUAGAAAUAAUCUGUUAGAUUAGCUACAAUGACAAUGAUAAUAUAAUCACUGGGAAUUAUAAUUUUGUAAUGAUUAAGAUUAUAUAUAGAAAUUUUAAAUAUACUGAAACAUAUUUUACACUUUCUUGUCACGUAUUUUUAUAUUUUGUCACAUAAUGACAAGAGAUGAUUUUUAUUCAAUUACAAAUACGACCUGAACAGAUAAGGUAGUUGCUUUUUUUAAAUUUCUGUGGGGAGCCAGAAAGAUCCGCGAGCAAAAUUGAAUUUUAAUAUUGAUAGCGUCAACACCACACAAUAUUUUUAUAUUCACUUUUUUUUCGUAAAUAUGUACUACUCAAUGUCAAGAUUUAAUUGAUAAGAUAAUAAUAAAUAAAUUUUACCCUUGCGUCCAAUCGGUCAAUCGACCACGCGUCUUAACAUCGUUUAAUCUUUUAUAGUCUUGGUUUUCGCAGAUUUACUAUUUUAUUAUAUUUUAAUAUUGAUCAAACUAAUCUUACAAGUUUUUGAGAAUAAGUUAGCUGUUUGUAAUUUUGCAUGUACUCGAAGUGCGUAGCAUAUUCUAAGAUUUUUUAGAGAUAAGCUGAAUCUCAAACUAUAACUAAUAAAAUAUUAUGAUUUACAAUAAAUAAAGUUAUACAGUUUUUUGUUACUUGUAAGUAAUAAGUGGUAUUGAAUAAAAUGCUAUGUAAUAAUUAUAUUUGAUAAUGGAAAGUGAAGUGUUCUAUAAAUACCUACCUACUAUCAAUAACUGACUGACUGACAGACAAUCCCCGCCCAAACAUGUUUGUCUUCAGACUUGAAAUUUGGCAUGGAAGUUCCUUAUUUUUUGGUAACUUCGAAUAUUACGCGAUAAUUUUGAAAAAUUCUCUCUUAAUGCCGUAUUUGUAACCGACUUCAAAAAAGAGGAGGUACCUAACCUACCUACAUAAAUUUUUUGAAAUAAUACCAAAACAAUUUAAUAGUUUCUUGAAGUCUGUUUUUUUUUUAUUGAUUUUAUCCUUUAACGCGUGUGUUCUCUAUUAAAGGUUUAAACAUUUCAUACGUAUCUGAAUCUCGGCAAAAUUGAACUUUGCGCCCGAGGUUUUGAUAAGUAAAUUAUUCCAAUAUUUUUGAGAUAAAAUUGCAUCCGAACCUAAACCCUACUUCAUAUUAAAUGUUGUUGAGAGACGUACUUAUGUAAACUUUUUGCUAAAUUCUCAACUUCUCGUUCAGACAAUAUUAUUUAUACAUACAUACAUAUGGUCACGUCUAUAUCUCUUGCGGGGUAGACAGAGCCAACAGUCUUGAAAAGACUGAAUGGCCACAUUCAGCUAUUUGGCUUAAUGAUAGAAUUGAGAUUCCAAUAGUGACAGAUUGCUAGCCCAUCGCCUAAAAAGAAUCCCAAGUUUGUUAGCCUUAUAUAUUAUUAUUUAUAUUGUAUCUUAUUGUAUAAUUUAAAUGUGACAUCUUGAAAUCUUGACUUCUUUCGUAUAAUUGAUAUUGUCAGAGGUGAGGUGUUAUUUUGUCUCUUCUGAAAUAAUAUAAGUAAUUGUUUUUCUGGCAUCUGAAUGAAUCAAUCUUGUUUACAAUAUAUUGCGAUAUUGUAAAUUGCAGAACAAAGCUUUUUUUUUUUCAAAUUUAUGUAAAUAUCGUUUAAAUGAUUAUUUAAAGACAAUGUACUAAAGUAUCUGCGUAAUAUGUAUAUUAUUCAGACCUGUCAUUCAAAAUUGAAUGUCAAUUUUAUAAAUUUAUCAUUGAAAAUCCCAUUUUAUCGCUAACUUGUAAAUAAGUUUUAAGAAUGGUAUGCUUUCCUAAAGUGAUAUUUACUUAGUACCUACUCUUUAAGUAAAAAUGAAGCCAAAAAAGCAAUAAAAUUAAAAAUUGUUAUUAAUGUAUAAUAUGUUAGGAUUAGUUUGAUUAGAUAUCAGUUUUAAUAUGAAAAAUUAUAUGUUUGCCUUUACAAAGUUUGUGUGAUGUUACAAAAUACCUACUAUCAAUAAUUGUUAAGAGUCAAAAAUGGUAGUAUACUCGUAGAUCUACAUGUUUGUUAUGACUCUACAUAAUUUUCGCUAGGAUAAGUGACAUAUGUAUGUACGCAGAUACAUUUAUUCUUUUCUAUUAAAUAGCUGGUUUAAGUAUAGCAGGUAAAGACAGUAUAAUAUUUUUAAUAAGGCUGAUUUUAACAUAAGAUAUGAUAAAGAAAUGUUGGAGAUGGCGUUAAAAUAAGUACGAGUGAGUACUAAUUUAGUUCAAUCAAUUGUAAACUUUAUAUGAAAUUGAAAAAGGUUGUGCAAUGAACUAGCCUUCAUGUACUAGUAUGUACUACAUAUUCUAAUGUAAAUCAUGCAAUAAAUGAGGAAAUUUUUA
Molecule: messenger RNA, 5608 nt
Organism: Amyelois transitella
Lineage: Eukaryota; Metazoa; Arthropoda; Insecta; Lepidoptera; Pyralidae
Product: protein patched homolog 3-like
Exons: 1
Coding region: 387-3266 (959 amino acids)
Cellular component (GO): membrane
Source: RefSeq, a predicted model, not a curated record